Soboliphyme baturini is the source of this 623-nucleotide messenger RNA. NCBI's taxonomy places the organism in Eukaryota, Metazoa, Nematoda, Enoplea, Dioctophymatida, Soboliphymatidae. The record is from the annotation of a GenBank genome assembly.
AUGCAGAAUUUGGAAUUUUGGGUAUCCGAGAAGUUGCAUGAUGUGAUCGGCUUGAGUGACCGUCAUGUAGCCGAGUUUAUGGUGGCUUUGGUCAAGAAAUGCAACAGUGCCGACAGUUUCUUGUCGAGGCUCAAAGAAACCGUACCGGUGAACGAUCGCGUCUCGGAGUUUGCUAGGGAGCUGUGGUCGAAAGUACCUAGGGAAUCCACUCAUCCAACAACCAGCAACACCGCAGCUGAAAACCGGCUCAAAGAAAAACGUGCAUUGGAGUUCCAGCAAUGGAACAGUUCUUUUCAGCUUUUGCCUGAUCAGCAGAGCGACGAAGAAAAACGGUCCCGUUCGCCAGUGCACAAAAAGAAGCACCUUCGAAUGCGUCAUAAAGUCAACAGCAGCAGCGACGAUGAAAAGGAAGUGGCCCGGGAUACUUCGAGCAAAGCGAAGAAGAAAUUGAAGGUUAAAGUUGAAGAGGAGGAUGAAUUGGAAAAAUUCGAGAAAGAGCGGCUGGUCGACCUCGAAGAACGUGAUGCUUUGGCUCAACGACUGAAAAAGAAAGACAAGGAGAAGACUAGGCAUAUCGUUGAAAAGUCUGAUCGAAAGGUAAAUGAAUGGCUUUUAAGGUAAUU